Prorocentrum cordatum is the source of this 969-nucleotide messenger RNA. The record is from the annotation of a GenBank genome assembly. Lineage: Eukaryota; Dinophyceae; Prorocentrales; Prorocentraceae.
GCAGGCGGAGCUCCUCAACAAUUUGCGGGGCGUCUUCGGCGAGGUCUCAAGGCAUUACGGCGUCCCUUUGGGCGAUUUCCCGAAGACGGACGAGAUGAGGAGAUCGGACGGCUGCAGGGCGUCGACUUCUCGCGGAUCAGAAGGUGGGAGACGACGAGGAACAGGCGACCACCGAGGAGGAUGCUACCCUCUUUGGCCUAUCUUCAGUCAGGUUGGACGUGGGCAAGCUCCGCAUGGUAGACGAGCUGCUGCAGAUCGGAGGGCAUUCCAGAUCUGUUGGCCAUGAUUCCCAGCCAGGCACUGCCGCCACCUUCGGCGCCAAGUCCAAACAUGAGCAGCCUCAACAUGAGCAGGGGAUCGCUUGCAUGAGCGCACGCGUCCUUCUGAGGGAUGGGGGUGAAGAAAGGGUGACUAGCAGAGAGGAGGGCCCCCAUGCGGGAAGCGCCGGUAUGGGAGAAGGACGCUUGUGUAGUGGAGAGGGCGACAAGGACCGUGAUAUUGAAGUGGAGGAAAAAAUGCACUGUGCCAAAUCUAGGGUCAAGGCGGGAGUUGCCCCCGAGUGAAAGUUCUCGAAUUGCUGAUGUGAUGCGAGCGUCCAGCUUAUUGUAUUCAUCUGCUUAUGUAAUGUGUAGGCGAGGCUCUUCAGCAAGACCGUGCAAAGUGUUUGUAUUAUUGCCCGAGUGUGGCAGGGUGGCAAUGAACCGUCACUGUUACGCUCUGGAAUGUAAGCACUUUUGCAGUGUGCAUGCCUAGGAGCCUUCCGCUUGUGCACCUCACGUUCGCUUGCCCUUAUUGUUCUUAUGUGUCGUCGUCCCCUUUCCCCCCUCUCGAGAUGAAGUGCCACAUCACGGCUGGCGAGCCGAGGUGCAUGCAGGUGGCGCCUUUCUCUGCAGCGCGUUGUGAUAGGCGGCUCUAAAGGAGACCCUGCGAGCGGGUGCCGCGCGCGCAGUCAAAGGCCGAGCGAGCAGC